AUGAAGCCGAAAUCAGAUCUGGCCACUCUUCCUCCUACCAGAGCAGCUUCGAAGCAGCACUCAUUGAGAGUGUACUUACAGAUACAACAAUGGCUCGGCAACCCCCUACCACCCACUCAAUGGGGCUGGGCCAGAGGGGACGAUGGCAUCCUAAAGCCAGUGACAACCAAUGAUCCAGUGGCACCUGAGUCCAUUCUCAACACCAUAUUUUGCCGGUGCACGACUGGGUGUGGGGUGCGAUGCGGCUGCCGGAAAGCAGGAAUUGCCUGCUCCAGGGUCUGCGGCGUAUGCUCCGGCUCAUGCACUAACGGAGCCCCCAUCGAAAACACCGUCGACGAUGAUGUUGAUGAUGAUAUUUUAUAUUUAGAAGAUAAUUAG
Messenger RNA from Parnassius mnemosyne (clouded apollo), 378 nucleotides. NCBI's taxonomy places the organism in Eukaryota, Metazoa, Arthropoda, Insecta, Lepidoptera, Papilionidae. The record is from the annotation of a GenBank genome assembly.